AUGUCCCUUGACGGUACACAGGACAACAUGCCUUCGCUGCAGCCUUAUCUGAAAACACUGAUUGGGGGGUUCUGUGUAGCGCUGACCAUCGUGCUUUGGGCACUUUGCAUUUGGCAGGUUAUUCUCAGGUUUGCACCAGAUAUGACACCCUCUGAAAAGCCUCCAUGCUUCUGCCAACACAAUGGAAUCUGUCCGGAUGGCCUAUGCCUUUGUCCAGAGGAUUGGAUAGGAUCCUACUGUGAGAUAGUUAACUUCUGUGACAAAAGUACUUAUGUAGUCAACGCUUCUCAAUAUAACCUUGCAUUUGAGAAAAUUAUUGUUGGCAAAUACGGAUAUUCUAUGGAGAAGUGUGACAAUGGCACUGUGAAUGCUGGUGCUCCCAAAGCAACUCGGAUGUGCACUAGAAAAAACGGAGUUCCUGUUCUUGAACCUCCAAGUGCAGUGAAUUGCAAUGUGACCCUGGUUGGCCUAUCAGAAAAGAUACAGUCUGUGAAUGAGACCACACCAACAGAUAUAGUGAACAUUGCCACCGACACACAGAUUCUCACUUCCAGUCCAGAACAACUCAACAGUACAGAUAUUUCUAUAGCUGCUUCAAUUGCAGAAAAGAUUCUAAAUCUGUCUGACAGCAAUGUACCAGGCGAGGAGUUUUUGCUAUAA
Eublepharis macularius is the source of this 660-nucleotide messenger RNA. RefSeq names its product adhesion G-protein coupled receptor G7-like. The transcript is spliced from 6 exons. The coding region runs from base 1 to 660 and encodes 219 amino acids. NCBI's taxonomy places the organism in Eukaryota, Metazoa, Chordata, Lepidosauria, Squamata, Eublepharidae. The record is from RefSeq and is a predicted model, not a curated record.